Caenorhabditis briggsae is the source of this 2250-nucleotide messenger RNA. It is a transcript of the gene Cbr-pkg-1, whose product is annotated as Protein CBR-PKG-1. Lineage: Eukaryota; Metazoa; Nematoda; Chromadorea; Rhabditida; Rhabditidae. Gene Ontology annotation, biological process: protein phosphorylation. Gene Ontology annotation, molecular function: ATP binding; cGMP-dependent protein kinase activity. The transcript is spliced from 10 exons. The record is from RefSeq and is a predicted model, not a curated record. Bases 1 to 2250 code for a protein of 749 amino acids.
AUGUACGGAUCCAGUCGACACCAUCUUGACUCGUUCUCGUCGAAUGAUGGUAACGCGUUUCUGGUGCAAGUCGGCUCGCGAACGUUCGAAGCUCACGAGCUCCAGAAGCUGAUUCCACAACUCGAGGAGGCGAUAUCAAGGAAAGAUGCGCAGCUUCGACAGCAGCAAUCCAUCGUCGAGGGACACAUCAAACGGAUUUCGGAGUUAGAAGGAGAGGUCACCACACUUCAGAGAGAAUGCGACAAGCUUCGCUCCGUUCUCGAGCAGAAAGCCCAGUCGGCAGCUAGUCCCGGACAACCGCCAUCACCAUCGCCACGCACCGAUCAACUUGGCAAUGAUCUGCAGCAGAAGGCCGUGUUCCCAGCCGACGGUACUCAACAGCGUGCCAAGAAGAUCGCCGUGUCCGCGGAGCCGACGAAUUUUGAGAAUAAGCCAGCCACACUGCAACACUACAAUAAAACUGUUGCCGCCAAGCAGAUGAUACGCGAUGCCGUCCAGAAGAACGACUUCUUGAAGCAAUUGGCUAAGGAGCAGAUCAUUGAGCUCGUCAAUUGCAUGUACGAGAUGCGUGCUCGCGCCGGGCAAUGGGUGAUUCAAGAGGGAGAGCCGGGGGAUCGUCUUUUCGUUGUUGCUGAGGGAGAGCUACAAGUGUCUCGCGAGGGAGCCACUCUGGGCAAGAUGCGUGCUGGAACCGUGAUGGGAGAGUUGGCCAUCCUCUAUAAUUGUACAAGAACCGCUUCCGUUCAAGCUCUCACCGACGUCCAAUUAUGGGUUCUCGAUCGAUCGGUAUUCCAAAUGAUCACUCAACGAUUGGGGAUGGAAAGACACUCGCAGAUUAUCAAUUUCCUUUCAAAGGUCUCAAUCUUCGCCAACCUCACCGAGGAUCGUAUCUCAAAAAUCGCCGAUGUCAUGGACCAGGACUACUACGAUGGUGGGCACUAUAUCCUGAGACAAGGGGAGAAGGGUGACGCCUUCUUUGUGAUCAAUUCUGGGCAAGUCAAAGUGACGCAACAGAUCGAAGGAGAGAAGGAAGCGCGGGAGAUUAGAAUUUUGAAUCAGGGAGACUUCUUCGGAGAGCGUGCCCUUCUUGGAGACGAAGUUCGAACGGCCAACAUCAUUGCUCAGGCGCCAGGCGUCGAGGUCCUUACCCUAGAUCGUGAAUCGUUCACCAAGCUCAUCGGCGAUCUAGAUACCCUCCGGAAAGACUAUGGAGACAAGGAACGUGUGGCGACGCUGGUCCGAGAGCCGCCAAGUCCUGUGAAGAUUGUCGACGAUUUUAGAGAGGAAUUCGCGAAUGUAACGCUGAAAAAUGUGAAGCGACUGGCGACACUGGGAGUUGGAGGAUUCGGAAGAGUCGAGUUGGUUUGUGUCAAUGGGGAUAAGUCCAAAACCUACGCCCUGAAGGCGUUGAAGAAGAAGCAUAUUGUGGAUACCCGCCAGCAGGAGCAUAUCUUCGCAGAGAGGAAUAUUAUGAUGGAGACAUCAACGGAUUGGAUUGUGAAGCUUUAUAAGACGUUCCGUGAUCAAAAGUUUGUCUAUAUGCUUCUUGAAGUUUGCCUUGGUGGAGAGCUCUGGACCACACUUCGUGACCGCGGACACUUUGAUGAUUAUACCGCCCGUUUCUAUGUGGCUUGUGUGUUGGAAGGUUUGGAAUAUCUGCACAGGAAGAAUAUUGUGUACAGAGACUUGAAGCCGGAGAACUGCCUCUUGGCUAACUCUGGAUACUUGAAAUUGGUUGACUUUGGAUUCGCGAAGAAGCUGGCGUCGGGACGGAAGACGUGGACAUUCUGUGGAACGCCAGAAUACGUGUCACCGGAAAUUAUUCUGAACAAGGGACACGACCAGGCUGCUGACUACUGGGCACUUGGAAUCUACAUUUGUGAGCUGAUGUUGGGACGGCCACCGUUCCAGGCUAGCGAUCCUAUGAAGACGUACACGUUGAUUCUGAAGGGAGUCGACGCGUUAGAGAUUCCGAAUCGACGAAUUGGAAAGACGGCGACGGCGUUGGUGAAGAAGUUGUGUAGAGACAAUCCGGGAGAGCGAUUGGGAUCGGGAUCCGGUGGUGUGAACGACAUUCGGAAGCAUCGGUGGUUCAUGGGAUUCGAUUGGGAGGGAUUGAGAACGAAGACGUUGAAGCCACCAAUUCUGCCAAAGGUGAACAAUCCAGCGGACGUGACUAACUUUGACAACUACCCACCAGACAACGAUGUUCCACCAGACGAGUUCUCCGGAUGGGAUGAGGGAUUCUAA